AUGUCUGACAGGUUGUAUCUUAGAUCUAUUAGUGAUUAUACUCCCCCAAUACUACAUCUGACUUAUGAGGGUCGGGAGUCAACGGGCGAGAUGGCCACGAGCCCACGGCGCCAGGCAUCACAAGUGUCUGGUGCGGCCAUGGCAGCAGGAGUCCGACCUAAGGAGCCACCACCCAUGGUUGUGCAAGGAGAUUUUAGAAAGGUCAGUGGUAUAUCAACAGAGAUUUUUAGGCAAAUUGAAACAGUAGAAAAUGAUCAUGAUGCAACAACUGCAGCAGCCUUGGAAGCUGUGGAAAGAAGAGGAGAGAUGGUUGUACGGCUUCUCGACCCAAGGCAUUUGGGAAGAGCAGCUGCAGAGGCGGCAAAGAAGUUCUUAGCUUUACAGGAUGCCAAACAUUUUGUCCACCUUGUGGAAAUUGUGAAGCGCCCUGGUCAAACUCUGGGUUUGUACAUCCGAGAGGGUAAUGGGCUUGAACGUUCUGAUGGAGUAUUCAUAUCUCGAAUUGCUCUUGAAUCAGCUGUAUACAACAGUGGAUGCCUCAAAGUUGGUGAUGAAAUUCUAGCUGUCAACAUGGUGGAUGUGACUCGGAUGAGUCUGGAUGAUGUAGUCAUAAUUAUGUCGAUACCUAGGCGGCUGGUGCUUGUGACAAGACAGAGAAAAGCAGGAAAAGGUGGUGUGGUCUCACCACAUCUGCAGCCCCGUUCAGAACAUAAACCACCUCCUGUUGUAGUCAUUAAGAAAGAGUUACGAGAAGAUGAUGAAAUGGAUGAUGCUGAUGAUUCAAGCUCAAGAAGGCAUGGUGGUGAUGGCAGGGAAAUGUUGCCAUCUUCUAGAUCUCGUUUGGGACUUGGCUUAACAGGGUUGGACACAGCUCAAGAUCUGGCACUCGAGAGCAAUGGUGACACAGCAAAUGGACUAGGGUUAGCAGAUCUGUAUUACAAUUCACGGCCUGAGCAUGCAACAGAUCAAACUUCAGCAACUGCCUCUUGGCCAUACCAGCCCCCACCACCACCUGUGAUAACUGAACAACCCAAACCCUCUUCUAUCCCUCAGCAUUUUCAGCCAUAUGACAGGGGUUACCCAAAAACUUUGGAAUCAUUAGCAGAAAAGGUGCAUGCAUUCUAUUCAGGACCCACACAGCCUGCAACUGGCAGUUCACGUCGUUUAUCCCAGCCUUCCCGUUCAUAUUAUGGUGGCCGUAAGGUGAUGCCACGCUCAGGAAGUGAUCAACACUUGCCUCGAGUAGAGUAUGGACUAUCUAGCACACCACACACUCUCUUGCGCUCCAGUCUCAAGGCAGGCACUGCAGGUGCAGCCAGCUCAUACUCAGCCUCCCGUUACCGCAGUGAACAGCCUUUUUCGGCUGGGACACUAACGCGGAGACACCGCCCCUCUCUUGAUUAUGCAUCAGAUACAGAAGCUACUUGCACUUCUUCACCUCGCACUUCCUACUCUUAUUACAGGCAGGGAUUAAGCACUCCUACUACAUCAAGAACACCAACAUUAUCUCGAGCGCACACUGGAACAGCUGUAGUAGGAGGUGCAGUCUCAGCUGCUUUGAGAUCAAACUCACUGCCAAGAGACCAUAGAGGGAGAAGUCAUCACACUGCCCAGCAGGCAAGGCAUCAUGUGGUACACUUUGAAAGGGACUCCAGGGUGGCUCCUUCCAGCACAGGACUGAUUGACCAAGAAGACAGUGAUGGUGCAGUCUCUGCACCAGAAUUACCGGUUACCAGGAAAGAGAGAGGGCGUAUUCCAUCCUCACCCAGUGUGUUCACAGCUGAUGAAUAUCGAGCUUGGUUGCAACGCACACCAUCUACAAGUGCAAUUUAUGAACGUCUCAGGGCAAGCAGAGAUGUUCUACAAGCACAGCGAGCACAAAGGUUCACAUAUAGUGCAGAAAAUUUGUUAGAUAGAACAAGACAGGUGAGAAGAAAGAACACCGAACAUUACAUUGCCGGGUACUUAGUAGGAAAAGAAUUUACAUUUUCUGUUCUGAGUCUGUUAUCCACUUUUCACGAAAAAUAUGACUGUUAUUUUUCACCAGUUUUCCACAGUAUCAAAAUUAAUGCUUUGAGAAGACCACUGUCCCUCCAGGACAGUAACAUAGGGAUGAGUGUAGGAUCUGAGUUGUUGUCAAUGCAGGACUGUGGUGGCAGUGGUGUUACAGAAGUAGCCAAAGCUGGUCGAUCAUUUUCACAAUUAAGAAAGCAAAUGAAUGAUAGGUUUCUAGUAUUAUUAGAAGAGCAGGAGCAUUUUGGAGGCCAAAGGGCAUCCUUAGGUAUUUGUAAUGCCUGGAUGGCACAACAAGAUCUGUCUUUUCCUGAUAUUUUGGAGAUACAGGAGUUUGAUGGUAGCCAGACCUUUUCGUCUUUACUGGUUCUCUUUGGGACAACUGCUAUAGGUAAAGACCAGGGGCUGAAAGGAGGUUCAAUUACUCCUGCUUCUAGAAAAUCUGAAAUAUUUUUCACUACUAUGGGCUACAAGGGCUCUCUCCAGUACACACAGCGUGGGUGCCCCCUGUCGACAAACAUCGUACCCAGUUGGCUAGCUGUCAAUAUUGUUGGUUCUGCAUCCUCCAUUGCCACUGCAUUAUUGGCAGGUGCGAAUACCAAAGAUUCAGCCUAUUCCAGUAGCCUGGGGCACCUUGUACAGAGUAGUGUUUUAUCAACAAGUUUGCAGAUACUAAUCCUUGUGUUGCUGAAUGAUCCUAUUUUGCUGCAGUAUUGUUCACUGAACUUGUCAUUGAGCUGUGGGGUCCUGCUUGUGCAAAAAAUAAAAGUGUUUGAGUCAGCUAAAAUGUUUGACAAUAACAUAAGAGUACAACUUUGCAAACACAUUCUGAAUACACUAAUGUGCCAAGAGCAGCAUACAUUUGCAGAAAGUCGUUCUGAAAACAAAAUACAAGAAACAGGAGCUAUGCAACUGUUUGAACAACCUUACUACUCAUAUCGACCUCAUGUGACAAGCACAUUGGAUAGACAUCAGUACUCAUCACGUUCAGGUAGUGGGACAGGUCUCAGUACGUCCACGGGCCGUGCCAGUUCCAUGCGACGCAUGCGUCAUUUGUUGGAUCUGGAAUCACGACAUAUCCCAAAUCCCUCUCCAACAAGGACUCAAGAUCCUCGCUCUCAUCUGCUGGAUAUAAAUCCUGCAGAAUUUCUUAAGUACAAAAUGGACAAACCAGUCACCGCUCUUGGCAGUGAACCAAAUGCCCCAGCAGAGCCUGGAAUCAGUGGACUGCUCUGGGUACAUCUUCUGGCUGGCAGAGGUCUCCGUGCCACUACCUCAACCUCAGCUGCUUCGACGCCAUCUGGGACCUCUGCUAUUGGAGGCAAUGCUACUUCAGGACUGAGAGAUUUAUAUUGUGUUCUGGAAUGUGAUCGGGUACAUAAAGCAAGAACUGUUGUAAGGACAGGAGAUCUUGUGUUUGACUGGGAUGAAACAUUUGAGUUAGAUUUGGUUGACAACAGAGAACUAGAUUUCCUAAUAUAUUCAUGGGAUCCUCAGUAUAGGCACAAGCUGUGCUACAAGGGCUCUGUUCACUUGGCAACACUCCUACGAGAAUCUCCAAUCCACCAGCUUGCCUUAAAAAUAGAACCUCGUGGUACACUGUACUUACGCUUGAGGCAUACUGAUCCUCACCAGACUUUUAAACGGCGUGGCCCUGUUGGCCUGCACUUACUCGGCCGUCCUGGAGGCAAAGUUCUGUCUGGAGCAACUUCAGGAGCUCUGUUUGGAGCAGAUCUGGAGACAGUUGUUAACCGAGAAAAUCUAACAGGUGGUGUGCCUGGUGGUGUAGCUACAAGCGUGACAAUUGCCACACAAGCAAGUUCAUCAGUUCCCAUAAUCAUUCGGCGAUGUGUGGAGGAAGUAGAGAGAAGAGGUCUAGAUAUCAUUGGCUUGUACAGAUUAUGUGGUUCAGCUAGUAAGAAGAGAAUACUCAGAGAAGCAUUUGAACGCAAUGCCAGAACAGUAGAUCUGUCACCUGACAAUGUUCCUGAUAUUAAUGUCAUUACAGGUGUUCUUAAAGACUAUCUACGUGAACUUCCUGAGCCACUUUUCACAAAAUGUUUAUAUCAAAUGAUGGUUGAUGCUUUAAGUGUGUGUCUACCUGAUGAUCCAGAAGGAAAUGCAAAGCUUAUGUUUUCAAUUUUGGAUUGCCUCCCAAAAGUGAACAGGUGCACUCUGAUUUUCUUGAUGGAUCACCUGGCAUUAGUGGUGUCACAGUCAGAGCGUAAUAAAAUGUCUCCUCAGAACUUAGCAAUUUGCUUUGGUCCUGUUUUGAUGCUACAAUCAGAAGAAGGGCGAGAACUUGACUUCAAUCAACCAAUUAAUGUUCUACGAUAUCUGCUGGAGAUUUGGCCAAGCAAGUCAGUUCGGGAGGUCUUUGCGCCUUCACCUCAUCUGCUGGCAUCCUCCCAAGCAUCAUCUCUGCCUCCAUCACGUCUCCAGCCAGUGAUAAAAGCAGCCCCAGCAGUCACUUCUUCAGCAGGAGGGGGCCUGUGGUCCCUCGGUCGUGGAGUGCGAGCUACGACAGUCUCAAGAGGAAGGAAACCUCCAGAGACAUCUCAUCCACAACAGCAAGUAGUAAUCGUCUCAUCACCAGACUCUCCGACAAGUGAGGAAUCGUCACCUUCACCAUCACCUGAAUCAGAGGUGAAGAAGGCGGUGCCACCAUUAACACUUCAGCAACGGACGAGCACGUUGCGGAAAAGCUCCUCUGUGAAGAAGUCUGGAGGAUUCCCAGGAAGUCUGGUAGGUGCUGACAGCUUGCUCACUCCUGCAGGCAGGAGUGUGGGGGGAGAAUCUCUUGGAAAUUUAACAGAAGACCAACAGCAACAUCAAAUUCAGACACCUACAUCUUCCACAACAACAGAAGAUUCCAGAAAAGAAGGAGGAAGAGAGGCGGAUGAAGAAGGGAGUGAUGAAGUUAAAGAAGAAGAUGGCGAUGAUGAAGAUGGCACGUGUAUCGAAGAUAUUCGUGCCACACGAGUGGAAGAAGAAUAGCAGAGCAAGAAAUGAGAGAAAUUGAGUAUGUAUGAAAGAUAAAACUGUUCUUAUGUACACAUUUAUUCUAAUACACAAUGUAC
Messenger RNA from Schistocerca americana (American grasshopper), 5093 nucleotides. It is a transcript of the gene RhoGAP100F, whose product is annotated as rho GTPase-activating protein 100F. The transcript is spliced from 26 exons. The record is from RefSeq and is a predicted model, not a curated record. NCBI's taxonomy places the organism in Eukaryota, Metazoa, Arthropoda, Insecta, Orthoptera, Acrididae. Gene Ontology annotation, biological process: signal transduction. Gene Ontology annotation, molecular function: protein binding. The coding region runs from base 1 to 5010 and encodes 1669 amino acids.